This is a messenger RNA of Amaranthus tricolor (Joseph's coat), 4942 nucleotides long. RefSeq lists its product as uncharacterized. The transcript is spliced from 3 exons. The record is from RefSeq and is a predicted model, not a curated record. Bases 3042 to 3725 code for a protein of 227 amino acids. Lineage: Eukaryota; Viridiplantae; Streptophyta; Magnoliopsida; Caryophyllales; Amaranthaceae.
CGUAUUACAAUUAAUUAAUAAAUUAAAGGAAGGAAAUUUUUGGCUAUUCAAUAUCCCUCUAAUUUCUGAUUCUUGCCUUGUCAGGUCUUUCACCUUCGACUUCAAUCAUCCUCUCUGUUUUCGUACUUUUAAUUGCAGACUGCUUUGCCGCCUUGGUCCCUUGACCGCCGUCGCCCGUAUGCCUGCUGAACGCCUGACUGGAAACCGUUGCUGCCGGCCUGCCGCUUCUGUCUGCUGACCGUGGUUGCCGCCUGCUGCUUUUUGGCUUUGGGUAUAAUUCUUUGAGAAAAACAAUUUUAUUUGUGUUUUGUAAAGUACAUUUUAUGACUAUGUUUAAUUUAGGUUCAAUUUGUUGUAUGAUUUGUGUAUGAUUUGAGUAAUGAGUAUUGUUUCUGCCUCUAAAAAAGUCAACUUAAUUUAGGAAAGAAUUUGUCUUGAGAUGGAAUCGGCUGCCGAAUAAGGAGCUGGCCGAAUAGGGGACUCCUCUUUCUCAGAGGAGUCCAAAUAACGAGCUGGUCGAAUAGGGGACUCCUCCUUCUCUAAGAAGUCCGAAUAACGAACAGGCCGAAUAGGGGACUCCUCCUUCCCUGAGGAGUCCGAAUAACGAACUGGCCGAAUAGGGGACUCCUCCCUCUUUGAGGAGUUCGAGUCGGACGAUGUGAGGGGCUAAUAAGCCCCAAGUUUGAAUAUCACUUAGGCUAAUGAGCCCCAAUCUUGAAAAACACUUGGGUUAAUGAGCCCUAAGUUCGAAACAUAAUGCGAACCCCAUUGGAGUCCAUCCAAGAAAGGGGCCUGCCGAAUAUAGCAAGGUGCCGAAUAAGAGAGGACUCCCCCUUCCCUGGGGAGUCCGAGUUAGACGAUGUGAGGGGCUAAUAAGCCCCAAGUUUGAAUAACACUUGGGCUGAAGGAGCCUUAAGCUUGAAAACACUUGUGCUAAUGAGCCCCAAGUUCGAAACAUAAUACGGACCCCAUUGGAGUCCUUUCAAGGAAGGGGCCAAAUAAGGUGUGGCACCUUCCGAAUAUAGCAGGGUGCCGAAUAAGAGGGGACUCCCCCUCCCUUUGGGAGUCCGAGUCGGACGAUGUGAGGGACUAAUAAUCCCCGAGUUUGAAUAACACUUGGGCUAAGGAGCCCCAAGCUUGAAAGCACUUGGGCUGAUGAGCCCUAAGUUCGAAACAUAAUACGGACCCCGUUGGAGUCCAUCCAAGGAAGGGGCCGAAUAGGGUGAGGUACCUGCCGAAUAUAGCAGGGUGCCGAAUAAGAGGGGACUCCCUUUCCCCUGGGGAGUCCGAGUCAGAUGAUGUAAGGGGCUAAUAAGCCCCAAGUUUGAAUAACACUUGGGCUUAGGAGCCCCAAACAUGAAAACACUUGGGCUAAUAAGCCCCAAGUUCGAAACAUAAUACGGACCCCGUUGGAGUCCAUCCAAGGAAGGGGCCGAAUAGGGUUAGGCACCUGGCAAAUAUAGCAGGGUGCCGAAUAAGAGGGGACUCCCCCUCCCCUGGGGAGUCCGAGUCAAACGAUGUGAGGGGCUAAUAAGCCCCAAGUUUGAAUAACACUUAGGCUAAUGAGUCCCAAUCUUGAAAAGCACUUGGGCUAAUGAGCCCCAAGUUCGAAACAUAAUACGGACUCUGUUGGAGUUCAUCCAAGGAAGGCUGAAUAGGGCGAUGACAACUUCAACAUGGGAAACUGUGUCCACUUUUACUGUUUACCUUCUUUUCCCUAUAAAUAGGGGACUUGAGCUCAUUUCCCUCAUUUCCCUAUCUUGAUUUCGAGAGCAUUUAAGAUUUUCCAAGAAUUUCCAAUUUCCAAGCUUUCUUUCGUUCUAGAACUUCAGUCAGGUACGUUUCUUGUUUUUAGGCUUUGUAUAAAAAUAAUGGUCGACUAUUCUUUUGCGCGAUUUAACUUUGACGAUAUUGAUGUAGACACUAAUUUUUUGGCGUAUAUAAAUACGCCACUGAGGCUGAUAUAAAUGAGUCAUGUCUGGACUCUCCCGUAUAUUAUCCGGAGACUUUGUACCCUUUUCCUUGGGAACCCACUAUAGCUUUUACCCCCAGGCGUUAUGAGAUUGAUCCUUGUAGUUUAGAGGGUAUAACGGUCGUUUUCCCCUCCUACAGCGCGUAUCCAAGAGCUGCUAUCAGAAUGGCGCCUACUUCAACAAGAGAGUCAGUAGAUUUGGGUUAGAACCCCCACUACGAUGGGCCAAAGUAUUGUCCCGGCUCUGGUCCUUUAAACUAUUUUAUUCGGCCAACCUGGAGUACAACCUUGGAUAAGGACUUGUCCUUUGUAAGGGAGCGCUGGGCUCCACCGAACGAGUACUCCCUAGUGAAGCCGGGGAAGAAAGACAGCAUUAAACAUGUGCCCGAAGGGUGCAACGGCGUUUACAAGGACGCCAUGGAGACGGGUUUGAGGUUUCCUCUUCAUCCAUUUUCCAUAGAGGUGCUCAACUCCUACAACAUUGCGGUGUCUGAGUUGUAUCCCAAUGGUUGGGGCUGUAUUAUAGGUUUUAUAAUGAUUUGCAUAGCUAUAGGGGUAGAGCCGACUCUAACGGCGUUUAGGUACAUAUUUAGACUUAGGAGAUUUACAGCGGCUCAAUUAAGGCCUAGGUUGGGUAACCUUCCAGCACAUGCGGGGAUUUUCAAUCGUUAAGGGAUUGAGAGAUAGCAUGAAGCGUUUCAGAAAUGACUUCGUCUUUUUGUAUAGAGCCGAUCCAUGGCCCGUCAAGACAAGUCAUGAUGAACGGCCUAACUUCCAAUUCAACAACAAUGUUCCCCAAUGUAAUUUAGAGGAAUUUUUGAUUAUAGAGCAUGCUACUAAGGAAGUAGAAUUAGGUGGCUUUAAGCCGGUUUUGGUUUAGAGGAGCUAUGUGGUGAACUUAGACACCUUCAGAAUGAACUAUUUUGGUCUGCAAUGGGCCUUAGUCCGAAGUAUCAUCAGGGUGAGUUGAAGCCCCUACUGAUUGUUCUUUUUGUACUGGUCUUGUGACCCGAAUUAUUUCUUUUGCAGUAAUAGCGUUUGAGGAGCUACAGAAGAGUAUCCAGAAAUCAUGAACUCCUUCAACUUUGCCCAGAUGAUGGCCGAAUCUCGUAAGAGAAAGGCACAGGACGGGAAGAAUAAGAAGUUGCCGGAGGAAACUUCUCAACCCACACCAAGUGGGUCAGUUCGGGAGAGAAGCGCCUCUCCUUCGACUCAGCCACCAAAGAGAAAGAAGGAACUCCCGCCAAAGGGAGACAAAGGCAAGGGGAAGGCCGUAGGUGGGUCGAAGGAGGCAUCAACAUCCUCGCUAGAUGAAUGGGAGUACGAAAUAACCCGUUGGGAUACUGGCGUGGUGUUCAGCUCUAACUCCGCCUUUUUCAAUCUCUCAUCCAAAGAGUUGAGGUUGAGGUGGAGGAGGGCGAUGGGCCAGCUGGUGGGCGACAAGGACUUGGCUCAGCUCGCUUCUGCUCCUGCCAAAACAAGGGUCAAUGAGCUGCUUGCCCUCCAAGCGGAGAUGAACAUUCGUAUGCAGUAUGAAAUCACUAUUGCACUCGGGUCAGAGGUAAUGGAUGCCGAUCUUCGAGCAGCUAAGAAGAGGGUCCAUGAGCUGAAUGGGAAGCUGAUCGUGAAAAAUGAUCAGAUCAUGAACCUGACCCGGGAGAACAAAGGUCUCCAACACUCCCUCGAGGGCAUGCGCGAAAAACGCCGAUUUCUGAAAGAGGCCGUGCUUGUUCGCGAGAAACAAAUAUUUUAGAAGAAAAUCGCCAAGGAGUGGAUAGAGACCGAGGAGGGCAAGCAGUUUGUGGCCAGGCUGGGGGUCGACACUGUUAGUCAAGGCAUGCGGGUGAAGGAACUGAUGUUCAAGUAUGCCCAUGAAAAGUUGAAGGCAACUCCUAACUGGGAGUCCUUCAGCGCUGCAGAUGCCGUAUAUGAUAGGGCAACUCAUCAGGCCACCAAAGAGCUUAAGGAGAUUGAAGAGGCGGGGCCUGAUGAGGAAGAUGUCGUUGACAAAGAGGCAUGGGAGAAGGUGCUUUCGGGGGAAGUCGAGGCCAGGUUUAGGGAUGUCGAUUUUGCUCACUACGACAUCUCUAUCCCUUCGAGGCCGAAAACCCCUUCAUCCUCUCCCAUUGUCGCCGUUCCCUUACUCCCUCGUACUUCAGAGACCCCAGCUUUGCCGGCAGCUUCGGGGGGUGAGGGGUCGGCCCCCGGCGAGGAGGAGCUGAACCCGCUGUUCAGCGUGGAAGAGCUUUUUGAAGAAUGAUUUUUCAUUUUUAUAAGUUAGUUUGGUGGACUAUGGUCCUUGUACCCAUAUUCUAUUACAUUUUUCAGGCUUCGGCCUGUUUUGUAACGAUUCCUGUUCUGCAACUCUCUUUUUUAAUGCAUGUUCUCGUUUAUGUUCUAUGCUUUGCCGACAAUUGAUUUGAAAAUUUCAUUGUCGCUUAAGAUUGCCUUACACUUGAUACCCUGACUUACUUGCCCCCUAAGCAUCACUUUGAGGAGCAAAUUACAAAAUGUGGAGUGCCGACAAUGAGGUAUCCGACUUACAAUGUCCUAAUAGGAAAACAAAGAAAUCUUCCGCUAAGAAAUCUUAAAAUGAAAAAUGAAAAAUAGAGUUUCUUGAACCAAACAUAGAGUUUCUUCAAGUGGUCCGAAUUCCAUGACCUGGGUAAGGGUUUGCCAUUGUCUUCUAGCUCGUAUGUUCCCGGUCUAAUUACCUUGGUGACCUUGAAAGGUCCGUCCCAUGUCUUCCAAAGCUUUUCCUUUUCCACAAUCUUUCAUGUUGCUUGAAAUUUUCUACGCAUAAGAUCACCGGCUUGAAACCCUUUUGGUUUUACUCUUCUGUUAAAUUGCCUCGUCAUUCUUUAUUUUUGCGCGAGGGCCUUGAGGAAGGAGUUUCCUCUUGUUUCUGGCAGUAGGUCGAGGUUGAUCGGCUUAUCUUGAUCGUUGUUAUAUUGAUCGUAGUAAAUUAUU